Leptosia nina is the source of this 1677-nucleotide messenger RNA. Lineage: Eukaryota; Metazoa; Arthropoda; Insecta; Lepidoptera; Pieridae. The record is from the annotation of a GenBank genome assembly.
AUGCUGAGGAGAGAAGAGCCAGAUUUGGAGUUAACUGAAAAACUUAAAAUAUUUGCCGCUGUGCACUGGCGUGGCAUAGUAACCAUUGUUGUGCCAUUAAUUUUCCUACCGAUUUUGUAUAUGAGUAGUCCCACUGAGCCCCACCAAUAUGCAGCGUACUGUUUGUGUUUGAUGGCAGUUUAUUGGGUCACAGAAUGCAUACCGUUAGCUAUCACAUCCUUUCUCCCAGUCAUAAUUUUUCCUUGGGCAGGUGUUUUGAGCACAAAUGCUGUCUGCAGAGCGUAUAUGAAUGAUACCUUAAUGAUGUUUGUUGGUAGUAUGAUCCUCGCGUACUCAGUGGAACAAUCUGGACUGCAUAAACGGCUCGCUUAUUUCGCAAUCAGGAUAAUUGGUUACUCGCAUAUAAAGCUACUUCUAGCAAUGUCGAUCGUUACAACCUUCGUUUCCAUGUGGAUAACCAAUACUGCAGCAACCACUAUGAUGGUGCCUAUCAAUUUUGCUAUACUCAAGGUGUUUGAAGAUCAAAGACUUAUAGUAAUCUAUGAAAAGUCAAAGGAUGGGGAAAGGGUUGCAAGUGAUAUAACUACUUGUUAUUUUUGCGCUGCGACGUAUUCAGCUACUAUAGGUGGAAUUGGAACGUUAGUGGGAACAGCAACAAAUUUAGCGUUUAAAGGACUUUUUGUAGCAAACUACCCCAGAGCGCCGGAGUAUUUGUCAUUUCCAUUAUUUUCGGCGUUCUCCGUUCCAUAUAUGAUUAUUUUGGAAGUGGCAAUGUUUUUAAGCAUGGGUAUUCAAUUCUUGGGUUUGUUCAGACCGCAAAGUGAUUUGGCUAAGAAAAUAAGAAUUACUCCAGAGGGUAUUAAGGCAGCUGAGAAUGCUGUAAAACUAGAUUCCGCUAAACUUGGACAAAUCACCUUUUGGGAAAUAAUGGUCAUCAUUUUAUUCGGCGGUGCUAUGGUCAUGUUUUUCUGCCGGUCGCCUCAAGUUUUUCCCGGUUGGGGAGACGCUAUUAAAGGUUACUUCAACGUAGAGGAUGCGAAAUUCGUCCGCGAUUCGGCUUUGGCAUCUGUUGUGAUGUUUCUGAUGUUUCUUCUUCCGUCGACUACUGACAUUAUCAAAAACUUUACUGGAAAAUAUCACGAAGAACUGCCAAAAUCAAGUAUUCCUUCCGUCUUAAGCUGGUCCGAAAUUGUUGGCAUUAUGCCGUAUAGCUUUACAUUUCUUCUGGGAGGCGGUUUUGCACUGUCCGAAGCGGCCAAGACAACGGGCCUGAACGAGAAGAUUGGCGAGUCACUCUCAAAUUUGAAAACGCUACCGAACAUUCUGAUAAUUUUGCUUAUAAUCAUAAUCGUUAUAUUCUUUACGAACUUCGCUUCAAACGUCGCUAUUGUUAACGUGUUUGCGCCUAUUUUCAUGCAAAUGGCCAAGCAAAUCGACCAAAAUCCUCUGUGGUACUGCAUUGCAGCAGGUUUCACGGCUUCCUUCUGUUUUAUGGUACCAGUAGGCACUCCUGGAAAUCUGAUAGUUCAAAGCUCGGCCAGUAUUCCUACACAGAAAAUGAUAAAGGCCGGCCUUGUCCCGACAGUCCUAACUGUGAUUAUAACUUGGCUCGCCGUGUACUUCUGGGCCCCGGUCAUUUGGCCGGACUUGCACUUGAUGCCGGACUGGGCGAAAUAA